Tupaia belangeri chinensis (Chinese tree shrew) is the source of this 3147-nucleotide messenger RNA. RefSeq names its product solute carrier family 20 member 1 (gene SLC20A1). NCBI's taxonomy places the organism in Eukaryota, Metazoa, Chordata, Mammalia, Scandentia, Tupaiidae. Gene Ontology annotation, biological process: phosphate ion transmembrane transport. The transcript has 10 exons. Bases 294 to 2339 code for a protein of 681 amino acids. The record is from RefSeq and is a predicted model, not a curated record. Gene Ontology annotation, cellular component: membrane. Gene Ontology annotation, molecular function: phosphate transmembrane transporter activity.
UUGUUUUCUCCCCAUUCACCCAGGAUGAACUUGCGUCCUUUCUCUUCCCCGCCAUGGAAUUCUGCUCCGUGCUUUUAGCCCUCCAGAGCCAAAGAAACCCCAGACAACAGACGCCCAUACGCAGCGUAUAGCAGUAACUCCCCAGCUCGGUUUCUGUGCCGUGGUUUACAGUAUUUAAUUUUAUAUAAUAUAUAUUAUUUAUUAUAGCAUUUUUGAUACCUCAUAUUCUGUUUACACAUCUUGAAAGCCGCGCAGUAAUUCUCUUGUUAAUUAAAAACAACCACUACUGUAGAAUGGCAUCUACCGUAGCAACGCUGAUGAUCACCAGUACUAUCGCUGCUACUGCUGCUUCUAGUUCACCGAACCACCUAUGGAUGCUCAUCCUGGGCUUCGUUAUUGCAUUUGUCUUGGCAUUCUCUGUGGGAGCCAAUGAUGUAGCAAAUUCGUUUGGUACAGCUGUGGGCUCAGGUGUAGUGACCCUCAAGCAAGCCUGCAUCCUAGCUAGCAUCUUUGAAACCGUGGGCUCGGUCUUACUGGGGGCCAAAGUGAGCGAAACUAUCAGGAAGGGCCUGAUUGACGUGGAGAUAUACAACUCGACGGACCUGAUGGCCGGCUCAGUCAGUGCUAUGUUUGGCUCUGCUGUGUGGCAACUAGUGGCUUCAUUUUUGAAGCUGCCCAUUUCUGGGACCCAUUGUAUUGUUGGUGCAACCAUUGGUUUUUCCCUCGUGGCACAUGGGCAGAAGGGUGUCAAGUGGUCUGAGCUGAUAAAAAUUGUGAUGUCUUGGUUCGUCUCUCCACUGCUGUCUGGUAUUAUGUCCGGAAUCUUAUUCUUCCUUGUUCGUGCAUUCAUCCUCCGUAAGGCAGAUCCAGUUCCUAAUGGUUUGCGAGCUUUGCCAGUUUUCUAUGCCUGCACAAUUGGAAUAAACUUCUUUUCCAUCAUGUAUACUGGAGCACCGUUGCUGGGCUUUGACAAACUUCCUCUGUGGGGUACCAUCCUCAUCUCGGUGGGAUGUGCAGUUUUCUGUGCCCUUAUCGUCUGGUUCUUUGUAUGUCCCAGGAUGAAGAGAAAAAUUGAACGAGAGAUAAAAUCCAGUCCUUCAGAAAGUCCUUUAAUGGAAAAAAAGAAUAGCUUGAAAGAAGACCAUGAAGAAACAAAGUUGUCCCUCAGUGAUAAUGAAAGCAGGAGUCCUAUUUCUGAGGUAGGGUCUGCCACUGCACCGCUCCGGGCUGUGGUGGAAGAGAGGACUGUCUCAUUCAAACUUGGAGACUUGGAGGAAGCUCCAGAGCGAGAGAGGCUCCCCAGCAUUGACCUGAAAGAGGAAACCAACAUAGAUGGCUCCAUGAAUGGUGCAGUGCAGUUACCUAAUGGGAACCUUGUUCAGUUUAAUCAAGUCGUCAGCAACCAGAUCAACUCCAGUGGCCACUAUCAGUAUCAUACCGUGCACAAAGAUUCUGGCUUGUACAAAGAGCUGCUCCAUAAACUGCAUCUUGCCAAGGUGGGAGACUGCAUGGGAGACUCUGGCGACAAACCUUUGAGGCGCAAUAACAGCUAUACAUCCUACACCAUGGCAAUAUGUGGCAUGCCUUUGGAUUCAUUCCGUGCCAAAGAAGGUGAACAGAAGGGUGAAGAAAUGGAGAAGCUGACAUGGCCCACCGCAGACACCAAGAAGCGAAUCCGAAUGGACAGUUACACCAGUUACUGCAAUGCUGUGUCUGACCUUCACUCGGCCUCUGAGAUAGACAUGAGUGUCAAGGCAGAGAUGGGUCUGGGAGACAGAAAAGGAAGUAACGGCUCUUUAGAAGAAUGGUACGACCAGGACAAGCCUGAAGUCUCUCUCCUAUUCCAAUUCCUGCAAAUCCUCACAGCCUGCUUUGGGUCAUUUGCCCACGGUGGCAAUGACGUCAGCAAUGCCAUCGGUCCUCUGGUUGCUUUAUAUCUGGUUUAUGACAGAGGAGAAGUUUCUUCAAAAGUGGCAACACGAAUUUGGCUUUUACUUUAUGGUGGUGUUGGUAUCUGUACUGGUCUGUGGGUAUGGGGAAGAAGAGUUAUCCAGACCAUGGGAAAGGACCUGACACCAAUCACACCCUCCAGUGGCUUCAGUAUUGAACUGGCAUCUGCCCUCACUGUGGUAAUUGCUUCAAAUAUUGGCCUUCCCAUCAGUACAACACAUUGUAAAGUGGGCUCUGUGGUAUCAGUUGGCUGGCUCCGAUCCAAGAAGGCUGUUGACUGGCGACUCUUUCGCAACAUUUUUAUGGCCUGGUUUGUCACAGUCCCCAUUUCUGGCGUCAUCAGUGCUGCUAUCAUGGCAGUUUUCAAAUUCGUCAUCCUCAAAGCGUGAAGCUGUCAAAGAUGAAAACUCGUGUCAAUGUUUGGGACCACCUCGCUCUUUCCUGCUCCCUUGGAAGAACAAUAGCAGUGUUACUGAAGACCUUACUGAAGACCGACGAGUCUUUUACAGGGAGCUGUGGGAGGGGAAGUGUUACUUGUGCUAUAAUUGCUUUUGUGCUAAACCUGAUUUGUCUCAAAAUUAGCUAUGUAAAAUAACCUGGUUUCCACUGGUUCCUACUGGGGUUCCCUUUCCUUUUGGGCUGUGAAUUCCUGUACAUAUUUCUCUACUUUUUGUAUCAGGCUUCAAUUCCAUUAUGUUUAAUGUUGUCGCUGAAGAUAACUUGUGAUUUAUUUUUUUUAAAACAACCAUAAAGAGCCAUUUGACAGAGUGCUCUGUUUUGUGGGUUUCACCAGCUUCCGCCCUAACACAGCACAGGGAUUUAACAACAAGAUGUCACCGCAGCUUCCCUUUAGUCUCCUAGAGAAAUAGAGCUGUUGGUACUCUGCCCUCCUGUCAGUAGUGACAGGUUCUAUUGACUUAUAUGGGAACUUCUUGGAGGAACCCCAGGUCCUUUGGGCACAGUGAGAAUUUAAGUUAGUAGUAACUUCUUUGCGAGCAAUUCAUUGACUAUUAUUGCUAAAAAAGAAGUAGGAAGAGAAAAGCCUUUUGGCAGUCUUGAUUAUUUCUUUAAGAUUAUUUCUGGCAGCGUGGGAUGGAUGAAUGAAGUGGAAUAUGAAAUUUGGGCAAGUUAAAUGGGACAGCCUUCCAUGUUCAUCUGUCUACCUCUAACUGAAUAAAAAAGCCUACAUUUUUAGAA